AUGUGUUAUGGGCUGGUUGGCCAGAUGAGAGAUCCCUUGAAGACGAUCGACAGUGAUUACCUGAGUAAGAUGAGAGAUGGCGACACACACUUGAACUUUUUGAAGCAGGGAGCAGCAGAGUUUAUGAAAGGUGAAGUGGUGUCGUUGAACUUUACUAGCUUGUGCAGGUUCCCGCUUUAUGAAACGGACUUUGGGUGGGUAAAGCCCGUGUGGGUCGGAUCGACUAGCCUCCCGUUUAAGAAUUUGGUUGUCUUCAUGGAUACCGAGUCCGGUGGUGGGAUUGAAGCAUGGGUUAAUUUGAAGGAGGAAGACAUGGCCAAGUUCCAAGAGGAUGAGCAGCUGCUGGCAUGUACUUAUCAAGCCCAAGAUGCUAAGAUUUAG
Messenger RNA from Prunus armeniaca (apricot), 381 nucleotides. NCBI's taxonomy places the organism in Eukaryota, Viridiplantae, Streptophyta, Magnoliopsida, Rosales, Rosaceae. The record is from the annotation of a GenBank genome assembly.